UAAAUAGGUGCCAAUAUGCCAUAUGGUCAAUGUAAAUCACGUCUUACUGUACUAUUUAAAGUUUUAUAUGUUAAAAUAAAUAUAGAUCCAAGAAGUAUGACACUUGCAUUGAACAAUUUUGAAGCAUUAAGUUUAGCCAAUCAGGGUUUUUCGUUGUCACUUUAUUCUAAAUUAAGCCAACAAGAUGGAAAUAUAUUCUAUUCUCCAAUAAGUAUACAUAUCAUCUUGUUCAUGGCUAGUAUUGGAGCAGCAGCACAAACAUUUGAUGAAAUUUUGAAUACUCUACAUUUAACUAAGGAAACCAAUUUUUCGGAAAUAUAUAAAGAAUUAUUAAAUAGUUUAAAAAAAGAAAACAGUACACUAAACUUAGCCACUGGGAUGUUUGUUGAAAAUUCUUACACGAUAAAGCAAAGUUAUUUAGAAAAGACAAAUGAAUACUUAAACUCUACAAUUGAAAAACUCGAUUUUAAAUCUAAUCCAGAAGUUCAACUUGUUUAUUUAAAUAACUGGGUUGAAAGCAAAACAAAUGGUAAAAUCAAGGAUUUAUUCUCAAAAGACUCUAUAAAUGAAAAUACAGCUUUAGUGUUGGCCAAUGCUGUGCAUUUUAAAUGUGAUUGGUUACAUAAAUUUAAUGUUGCAAUAGACGAACCAUUUUAUGCGACACCUACAACUAAAGUUAAUGUUAAAAUGAUGAGCCUCACUAAAGAUUUACUUUAUUAUCAUGAUGACCAAUUGAUGUAUUCAGCAUUAGAGUUGCCAUAUAAAAAUCAUAAUUUUAAAAUGAUAAUUUUAUUGCCUGAUGCAAAUGGUGGUUUAAAUGAUUUGGAAAAAAAUCUUUCUAAAAUAAAACUAAACGAGCUUACAGAAAAAAUGUCCAAGUAUAAAGUAAAUGUCAAAUUACCACGAUUUAAACUCGAACAAUCAUUUGACCUUCAAGAUGUAUUGGUAGAACUUGGUUGUCUAUCAAUGUUCUCACCAACGGAGGCAAACUUUUCUGAAAUAUAUGAUCGGUCUGAAAGACCUUUGUACAUUAGCAAAGUUGUUCACAAAGCUUUUGUUGAAGUAAAUGAAGAAGGGACAGAAGCUGCAGCUGCUACAGAUGGAUUAAUUAGCUUAUCACGUUCAUAAAGAGAGGAGCCACGUCGCGGCCGCCACUCGACCGCUCUCGGAGCGGUCAGAGUCGCGGGGCUAUAGACGGCAGACGCCCGCGAUCGUCAGAGGAAUCGGUCAUAUAGUAGUAACAUGUACAAUGUAGGAUGUACAAUGACGUUGAGAUAAGGGAAGCAUAAAAUUUUUGAGUCAUAGAAUAGAUAUUUGGAGAAAAAAAAAUUAGAGAAAAUAAGUGAAUACAAUAACUACAAUUAUUUAUAUAGAUUAUAGAGCAGCGGUUCCCAGCCUGGGGGUAAUUACCCCCCAAGGGGUAAAACACGAUUUUUUGAGUGGUAAAGACUCAACUAUUUAUUUUUAUUUUAUGUACUUUAUAUUUAUUAUUAUUAACUCUGCAUCAGUCAUAUACAUGUCAUAUACCUUCAAAAAAUAUUUUUUUUACUUUUUAUUGGGAGGGAGGGGUAUUUAUUAGUAUCUAACCAGAUUUAUGGGUAAUAGUCUCAAAAAGGUUGGGAAUCGCUGUUAUAGAGUGAUGAUAUUAUAUACCUAUCAAAUUAUUUUAAAUAAAUAUAUCUCUACACCUAGGAAUGGCCUAGAAACAUAACUACUUAUAUUUUAUAAUUUAUUCUUCCAAACUCAAUGUUUCUUUAUCAUUAAUAUUAUUAUCAAAUGAUAAUAUUGAUAUGAUUUUUAAUUUUACUGUUUACCUUUAAUAAUAAUGUAAUACUAUAGUCUAUAUUUUAUUACCUAACAUUGUUAGCAAUCGACUAUAAACUAUAUUAUUAACUAUUUUAUAUAGUUCACGGUGUUAUUUUACAAAUUAUCAGCUCUAUGUAUACAUUAUAUAGUUCUAAUAUAUUAUUGUUGAAUAAUUUAAGAUUUUGGAUUUAACCUCAUAGUUAAAAACGUUAAGUCAAUAGCUACAAAAAAUGGUG
Adelges cooleyi (spruce gall adelgid) is the source of this 2042-nucleotide messenger RNA. Its product is annotated as leukocyte elastase inhibitor-like. Gene Ontology annotation, biological process: negative regulation of endopeptidase activity. Bases 16 to 1128 code for a protein of 370 amino acids. Lineage: Eukaryota; Metazoa; Arthropoda; Insecta; Hemiptera; Adelgidae. The transcript is spliced from 8 exons. Gene Ontology annotation, molecular function: serine-type endopeptidase inhibitor activity. The record is from RefSeq and is a predicted model, not a curated record.